GUUCAUUUGUUUUUACUAGCCUUUGUCAACUACUUCCACCUGAACAAAUGCAAGGUACUCUUGGAGAAUUUAUGCUGUACAAACGUUAUGUAGAUGAUACUCUUAUUAUUAGUAAUAAUAGCAAAUCUAUUGAAAACUUUAUCACCCUAUUUAAUCAUAUCCAUCCAAAUAUUCGAGUGACCUCCGAACUAGAAUCCAAUAACAAACUCGGUUUCCUGGAUAUUACUAUGACUAGGAGAAAUGAUGGAACGAUUCAGCGCUCUAUUUUUCGUAAACAGACGUGGAGUGGACAAUAUCUUCAUUUUACCAGUUUUGUUCCUAUCCAGUAUAAACGUUCCCUGGUGAAAUGUUUGUUCUCGAGGGCUCGAAAAAUAUGUACGAUUGACACAUUGAUGGAUGAGCUUCGACAUAUACAUUCAGUUUUACUAGCCAAUGGUUAUCCAGAAAACUUCAUCAAUUGUCACGGUAAGGAUAGACCGCAUCUUGAAAAGAAAGCUUCUGUACCAAAGAAAGCUAUCUUUAUUAAUCUACCAUUCAAGGGCGACCAGAUUAUGCAGUUGACAGCUCAAAGACUUCGGUCAGCCAUCAAACGCACAUUCUACGCCACCGCAUCUCUUUUUCUCACUUGCUGAACAUUUUCGAUCCCUCUACCUACGAUUAAAGGACGAAAUUCUGUGGACUCUACUUCAAACUGUAUCUACAAGUUCACCUGCAACUGUGGUGACACCUAUAUAGGUAGAACUAACAGAAUGUUCCAAUGUCGUCGAAAAGAACAUGUUCCAAAAUGGCUAGUAAAUCAUAUCGAAAAUCCUAACGCGAUUAAUCUUAGUAGAAAUCCAGCAUCAUCCAUUGCAAAACACUUAUGCAUGUCUGGUCACAAAAUAAAUAUUAAUGACUGUUUCACAAUUAUUUCACAUAACUCUAAUUCAAGGUUAUUGAAGGUGAUGGAAGCAUUUUGGGGAUUAAUCACAUACAGCCUAAACUGUGUGUACAGAGAACAACAGACUUCAAUCUUCGCCUACCCUGGACUGCGUGACCUAUCUUAAUAUGAUUGGUCAUUAGUAUGUACUUUUGUUUUGAUUUAACUGAGUAAUUUUCAUGAACUUUAUUUUAUCAUUGUUAACCAUGUUAGUUGUAAAGCGGUUGUAAAGAAACUACGAAAUGAUAUCAUCUCGCGAAAUUUGUCUUCUUAAUGCCUUAUUCAAAUUUGUUUGUUUGUUUAAUCAUGCUGUUUUUUCACUAUUCGUGUUAUCACAAAUUACCUCACUUUUUUCAUCGUUAUUAUUUAUAAGAG
Molecule: messenger RNA, 1294 nt
Organism: Trichobilharzia regenti
Lineage: Eukaryota; Metazoa; Platyhelminthes; Trematoda; Strigeidida; Schistosomatidae
Source: the annotation of a GenBank genome assembly